Molecule: messenger RNA, 2052 nt
Organism: Saccostrea cuccullata (small rock oyster)
Lineage: Eukaryota; Metazoa; Mollusca; Bivalvia; Ostreida; Ostreidae
Exons: 3
Molecular function (GO): zinc ion binding
Source: RefSeq, a predicted model, not a curated record
UGGUGCGUAAGCUGCGCACAUCCUGUCUGCGCUGAUUGCAAAAAUGUUCAUGACAUGUUCAGUGCAUUAAAGAAUCACAGAAUAAUCACUCUAGAAGAGUUUAGAAAUCAGAACAUUUUUUCUGACAUUGAAUACUAUUGUGAUCAACACAGUGGUAAAACAGUAGAAGUUUUCUGCGUUGAUCACACCAAACUUUGCUUCAGUGUAUGUUUUGCAACCAAACAUCGUUCUUGUGUUGAUGUCAAAUCAUUAGAAGACAUUUCGGAAACGCGGAAUACCAAGGAAGAUGAUAUACUUUUAGAGGAGCUUCGUGAAUUUAUUCAAGACACAAUUGAAAUGGAAAAGGAAUUUCAAAAGAUGAAACAGAAUCUUAAGCAAGAGAGUGAAGAAACUGUUGAGAAAACAACACAAGAGGUUGAAAAGACGAAAAGGCUUCUCGCAAAAAAACUGGAUGAAUUUGUCUGUUCCCAUGAAAAGGAGGCACAAGAGAAAAUAAAUGAUUUAGAAAACAUAGAAAAAGCAGUUGACGGGUUUAAGAAGACUUCAAAAGAGUCUUUCAAAAUCUUACAUGUAUCUGCUGUUAUGGAGGGAAGCUCACAAAAACAACGCUUCCUUGUGUCUCUCCAAAUAACACAGCUAUCUAAUCAAACACUACAGAAGAUCCUUGAGUUACCACCUGAUGUGGUUGCAGGUUACACAUAUUCUACAGACGAGAUUUGUCAGGAUGUCGUAAGGCAUUUUACCUUCAACGGAGUUAAGCCAACUAGAAAACCGUUAAAAGGGAUGCAAUCAUUAUUAUAUAAGAUAGAAAGAUCCAAGUCAAACGAAAUCCCAUGCAAAACUGACCAUCAGGAGUCAGAAAAAAUGAUAAAUUCCAAAGAAUGCGUGAAUUCUGGAAGCAAAUCCGAAGAUAAAGUCGAGUGGAUAUGUCAUAACACAGAACAAAAUUUGAACGAAAAAAGAGAUACUGAGACAUCACAACAAAGAGAAAUUUGCGAAAUAAAAUGUAAAAACACUAAGAGUGACAACAAUGACAGGAAUAUUUGUUCUAGCAGCUUGGGAACAGACGUAACAACGGAAACAUCUGAAGAAAUCACAAAAUUUGGGACAGGCAGCAUUCCAGUUACAUACUCAGUGGAAAAACAAAUGUUGCUUUGCAAAAACGAAGUAACAUAUUUGAACAGUGAUUCCAAUAUAUAUACUGGUACUUGUUCUAGAAGCUAUCAGGCAAAUCUACGACACUCUACUGAAAAGCGGGGAGACAAAACAGAGGCUAAUCAUUACCUAGAAAAAGAUACAAAACCUUAUUGGGAAAGGAAUGCACAAUUUGGAAUGACUGGUAAUUAUGAGGUUGGUAUCAGUGACAAUCAAAACAAAAAUAUGGUGUCAUUUUCUAGAGGAUAUCAAGCGUCAAAUGCGUCAAUUAGUGAGGGACAAAAGGGAUACAUAGAAGAGAGUAAGAGAGAAAAGGGGUUUCAGCGACAUCUGUCACAGAAUAUGGGAACACCUUUUAGAGGACAUCAAAUAUUCUAUGCAUCAAAUGCUGACGGCAAAAGGGGCUAUACCGAAGAAGAUAAGACAAAAGAAUGGUUUCAGCAACUUUCAAAACAAGAUACGGGAACACCUAGAGGAACAAAGUUUAGAAAUCAAGACAUUUUCCCUGAAAUUGAAUACUAUUGUGAUCAACACAGUAGUAAAACAGUAGAAGUUUUCUGCGUUGAUCACACCAAACUUUGUUGUAGUGUUUGUUUUGCAACCAAGCAUCGUUCUUGUGUUGAUGUCAAAUCUUUAGAAGACAUUUCGGAAACGCGGAAUCCCAAGGAAGAUGAUAUACUGUUAGAGAAGCUUCGUGAACUUAUUCAAGACACAAAUGAAAUGGAAAAGGAAUUUCAAAAGUUGAAACAGAAUCUUAAGCAAGAGAGUGAAUCAACUGUAGAGAAAGUAACACAAGAGGUGGAAAAGACGAAAAAUCUCCUCGCCAAAAAACUGGAUGAAUUUGUCUGUUACCAUAAAAAGGAGGCACAAGAGAAAAUGAAUGAUUUAGAAAACAUA